CGCAAAUCAACGUGCUGGUUACCAAACAGUAAAGCAGACCUCUCAGUAAAACAAGCGGAAUUGUUACAGUUUUUUUAAGCACAAUUAAGCGAUGGCUCAUACUUGUAUUCACUGGUUCCGCAAGGGACUCAGGCUGCAUGACAACCCAGCACUGAUGGCUGCUCUGAGGGACUGUAAGGAGCUGUACCCUGUGUUCAUCCUGGACCCUUCCCUCCAUAAUAACACCUGUGUGGGUAUCAAUCGCUGGAGGUUCCUCGUCGGAGCCCUCAAAGACCUGGACUGCAGCCUCAGGAAACUCAACUCCAGGCUGUUUGUUGUGAGAGGGAAGCCCGAGGAAGUGUUCCCCGAGCUGUUCCACAUGUGGAAAGUCACAAAGUUGACCUAUGAGUACGACACAGAGCCCUACAGUCUUAGCCGGGACAAAACGGUGACCACACUGGCCAAAGAGCACGGAGUCGACGUCAUCUACAAAAUCUCACACACUCUUUAUGAUAUAGACCGGAUAAUUGAGGAAAACAACGGGAAUGCUCCCCUUACUUAUAACCGUAUGCGGGCUAUAUUGAAGACUCUUGGUUCCCCUAAGAAGCCCAUCCCUGCUCCAGCCAUGGAAGAUACGAAAGAUGUGAAGACGCCUUGUUCAGACAACCAUGAGAAGAGAUACGGGAUCCCUACGCUGCAGGAGCUCGGCCAGGACGCUGCGGCUCUUGGAGAGGAGCAGUUCCCCGGAGGAGAACAGGAGGCUCUGAGGAGACUCGAUGAACACAUGAAAAGAACGGGUUGGGUGUGUAGCUUUGAGAAGCCGCAGACUUCUCCAAACUCUCUGAGCCCCAGCACCACGGUCCUCAGUCCUUAUGUCACAUUCGGCUGCCUGUCUGCACGCACCUUCUGGUGGAGGCUGACGGACGUCUAUCAGGGGAAGAAGCACUCCGAUCCUCCAGUGUCCCUGCACGGCCAGCUGCUGUGGAGAGAGUUCUUCUACACCGCUAGUGUGGGUAUCCCUAGCUUUGACAAGAUGGAGGGCAACCCUGUAUGUACGCAGGUGGAUUGGGACACAAACCCAGAGUUUCUGGCUGCAUGGAGAGAGGCUCGGACUGGUUUCCCCUUCAUCGACGCCAUCAUGACUCAGCUGAGGCAGGAGGGCUGGAUCCACCAUCUCGCCAGACAUGCUGUUGCUUGUUUUCUCACCAGGGGAGACCUGUGGAUCAGCUGGGAAGAAGGACAGAAGGUGUUCGAGGAGCUUUUAUUGGAUGGCGACUGGGCUCUGAACGCUGGAAACUGGCAGUGGCUCUCAGCCAGUGCCUUCUUCCACCAGUUCUUCAGGGUCUACUCCCCGGUCGCAUUUGGCAAGAAGACAGACAAAAAUGGAGACUACAUCAAAAAGUACCUUCCUCUUCUGAAGAAGUUCCCAGCCCAGUACAUCUAUGAGCCUUGGAAAGCUCCCCGCAGUGUCCAGCAGGCAGCAGGAUGCAUUGUGGGUAAAGACUACCCACGUCCCAUUGCACAGCAUGAAGUGAUCAGCAAGACGAACAUCCAGAGGAUGAAGUUAGCUUAUGCCAAGAGGUCCGCAGACCCUGCUGAAUCACCAAAGAAACCCCCCAGCAAGAAGCAAGGUGUAAAACGAAAGGCUCCAUCUGUCGUUGACAUGCUGACGAAGAAAGACAAAAGAAAGUAAUGGUACAUAAUUUAAUGGUAAGUAAUAGAGUUAUAUGUAAUCUAGGACUGUUCAUUAAACAUCACUAAGUGUAUACAUAUAUAUAUAUAUAUAUAUAUAUACACACGGGUUUAAUGCAAUGUCUAGACAAGAAGCUAAAGAGGUUUGUCUUUCUUUAUGUAUGCACUGUGUCUACUUCUUUUUUUAUUGGUUACUAGUUUACCUUUUUAUACUGUAUCUAUUUCAGUGUUUAAAAGUGAGUGUUAGGUUAUGCUUGAAGAAUGUGUCCCUGCAUGGAGAUUAAGUUCAAAUGCAUAAAGAUUUAUGGCCUCAUCUUAUACGAGGGCUACAGUUUGUAUCGAGGUUGUGUCUGUGUCACAAGUCGGCCUUACUGUUGCACGCUACUCCUUUAAAUGUUUAAUUAUUACUCUUUACAUUGUGUGUCCUCGGAUGUCAAUUAUCCAAUUCAAAUAAAUUCAUACAAAGAAUACUUCCAGAUUUCACAAGUGAGGUGAUGAUUUCAAUGCCCGAGUUAUCAGCGACAUAUUGUCAGUGUCUGUGGCUUUAUGUCCAUUCUCAGUAGUUUGUCCUGCAUUAUGGUGAAACAUAAAAUUGAAAGUGUAUCUUUUGUAUGUAAGAGUGAGCUCUCACUGUUCCCACUAGAGGACACUGUAAUCCCACCUGCAGAAAGAUCUUUCCCUUUGUUAUGAGGUUAUACUGUGCAGUAUAUAAAUAUAUAAAUAUCUUUUAUUGAGUGAAUUGAUCAAGUUUAAGCGACUAAAUCUCAGUUUUAUAAUAUUCAUUAAUACAUGUGUCAGUAUAAUGUAAAAAGUAUUAUCUUGUUAACACAUUUUAUGUUAACUGGGUGCUGAACAGGAACAAAAACAAUUAUACUAAACGCCUGUAAAAGUACCAAUAUCUUGCAUAAUUUAUAUCAUCUUGUUUUAUAUAUUAUCUCCUAUCAAUAAAGGUUUUGCCAUC
Molecule: messenger RNA, 2632 nt
Organism: Cottoperca gobio
Lineage: Eukaryota; Metazoa; Chordata; Actinopteri; Perciformes; Bovichtidae
Gene: cry5
Product: cryptochrome circadian regulator 5
Exons: 11
Coding region: 92-1672 (526 amino acids)
Biological process (GO): circadian regulation of gene expression; entrainment of circadian clock by photoperiod
Cellular component (GO): nucleus; cytoplasm
Molecular function (GO): FAD binding; DNA binding; deoxyribodipyrimidine photo-lyase activity
Source: RefSeq, a predicted model, not a curated record